AUGAGCUAUUCCACACGCUAUUCAUCCACCCCCUGCACCUUCUAUCCAGGAGCUCAAUGUAGUCAUCUAGAAUGUAUGAGCUCUAGUCUUCCGCGGUACCAAUCACCACCUAACUACGGGUACGUACCUCCUCCUACUGAGCCCUUCGUUUUGGCAAACGAAGAGGCCUAUCGUGCUGGAUUCGUCCAAGGAAGACGAGCGUCCAUGCAAUCGAAUGGACCUGCCGGUUCCAGUGAAUAUCGAAGCGGAUCAUCUUUUGGUGAACCGCAAUAUUAUCCUCAGGCUCAUGGAAGACGAAACUCGAUGUCUCGAGGGAGCUAUGGCAACAGUACGAGUCGUCAGUCUCCCAUGCCGAAGAAAGCGACGCCCAGAUCUUCGAGGGAUAUACCACACCGUCGACCUUCAGAAGCGAUCUUUGAUUUUGAGAUCGAGGUUGAAGAGAUGCCUGAUGAUGAUGUUGAUGAAGCAAUCAAGAAUGCGGCAGACAGACUCAGUGAUAUGAAUAUGCAUGAUGAUAAUCGAAGUGAUUCAUCCAAAGGUCCAAGUGUGAAGACCAGCAGCAAUAAAUCCAAUGAAUCGAAGAAGACAACUAACACUGCUUCGGAACCGAUCCCAAAAGGUUAUCAUGGUGUGGUAUUUACCAUUGGUCCUAAAUAUAGAGGACAGCUAACUGGGUUUAGUAAAGAAACUUCUAUUAGAUGUACAAUCAAACAGGAAUAUGACAAUAUCAGUGAUUCUGAUGCCUAUUGGAAUGCGGUGGGAGGACAUGUCGAAUCGUCUGUGGAGAAGUUUUAUGAACCUAAGGCGACUUCAAAUGAACGAGCGAUAAGUAUGACCUGUGUUGAAGAUCGAGUAAGAAGAUAUCAUGCGAAUUAUAUAACCCCUAGGCAAAUCAAGUUGUCGUACCCUAAAGAGAUUACCAAGACGGAAGAAGACUUCCAUGAAUCUUUCCUCCUUGAUCGACCCACGGCAACGUCUCUGCAUCAAAGGCCAAAAAGCGAGUUCAUGAAUACCCUGCAAGCUAGUAUCAAGCGUGAUCUGCAAUCUAAAGUCGGACGAGAGCUGAUCGACCAGAGCGUCGUCAAAGAUUUGGAAGUUGAUACGACCAAACAGCUCGAAAAAUGUUAUGAUAGAUUCAUAGAGACCUUUAAAUGA
This is a messenger RNA of Kwoniella botswanensis, 1155 nucleotides long. RefSeq lists its product as uncharacterized. The transcript has a single exon. The record is from RefSeq and is a predicted model, not a curated record. The coding region runs from base 1 to 1155 and encodes 384 amino acids. NCBI's taxonomy places the organism in Eukaryota, Fungi, Basidiomycota, Tremellomycetes, Tremellales, Cryptococcaceae.